This is a messenger RNA of Cylicocyclus nassatus, 1288 nucleotides long. Lineage: Eukaryota; Metazoa; Nematoda; Chromadorea; Rhabditida; Strongylidae. The record is from the annotation of a GenBank genome assembly.
AUGCAUGCUGGCUUCCUGACAUUAUGCCGCCAAAUUUUUCUGCUGCAAUGCUGCUACUUUAUUUUUGCAGCAGCUUGUACAGUAGUGAAAAAAGAACUGAGCUGGCAAAUGUCACCUGUAAAUCAAUUUUCUCGUAUCGAUCUCAAUAGUUCCCUGGCUAACGUCAUAUCUACAGCUGGAACUGUGUCUGGGAUGUUCUCCAGUGGUGCACUACCUGUAGAGAGUUUUGGUUCUCUUACGAAAGAAUGUCCUUCCGAAUGUUUGACAACCUUGACAGCUUACACUGAUACAAAGCAAGGAACUUUCGUCAUGCUUCGUCCUGGAGACAUCAACUCCUUUGUCAACUACACUCCGUUGAAAGCCGAUGCUUUACUCUGUGCUCCCUCAGAAGGCUACUGCGGAGCGGACAAACCUGUCUAUCUCGUGUACUCUGAUUUGUUACGAGAUUACUAUAUCGCAUUCCAACCUACCGCAGCCUCGACUUAUGUAGUGCAAAACUCAGGAAAACCACUCUGUUAUGUGUGGACGAGUACAAGCUCUUCUACUACAACGACAACAUUAGCUACUUCUGCCAUGCUCAAUGGGACAACAACUACCUCUGCCACGCUUUUCGAUAACAGUACUACUUUAUCCGUAUUCGACAAUAGUACUACAACCACAGUGCCGCUGUUAUCGAAUGACACGACUACUACCUCUUUAUUUACAAACAGCUCUGAUAAUUCAACGACGACACCUUUCAAUUUCACCACGACUACACCCAACAAUGUUAAUUAUACUACCACAACGCUCCCCGGAAAUCUGACUAGCGUCUUUACUACAACUACCGUAACCUUUCCGAUUACUGUACCAGGAGGAAACGCUACUACAUCUGGAAUAACAACGACUACGGCCACAUCUUUAUCGAGCACGACUACAAUUCUGUCUAGCACGGAUACCAGCACAGAUACGUCAACAACGACCAAAUCAUACAAGAAGAAAAAAGCUCUCAGCAUUUGGCCUCUUAUUCUUGCUGGAUUUGUUGGACUUGGAGUGCUAGUGAUUACCUUGCUAGCACUCUCCACUCUCAGUAUUAUUCGAUCUGGAAAACGAGCGCUGGUCCAACCGAUGAAAACGACAAGUCCUCCACCACCAUAUCCAUAUCAUCAGGAUCCUAACAGUGAAUUACCACCCCAGCCUGUCACUGCGAUGGCUGCUCCGCAAACAUUUACGCUAAACGCGCCACCAUCUGCAGAGAUACCUUUACAUACAAUGCCUAAUAUCUACGGAUGAUCUCGCGCAACAAUCCAGU